UCAAAAGGAUAGUGAGGAGUCCAGUGUAAAGACCUUGCUGGCAGCAUACUUGUAAUAACCUACGUGUGUUGUGUUUUCGGCGCUGCAGAAGCUUUUUGGAGCGUCAUUCUUUAUGAAUUACACACAGAGCAGGAGGCGUCUCUUUACAUUUAGUUGUCUUAUCUGUGUUGAGAGGACGAUGCCUUUGAGGACCGGACUUUUUCUCCUGAUGGUGCUGAACGCAUCUGCAUAUGAACUGGAUCAAAACGAGUCUUAUUCGCCCAGGAGAACACGCUUUUCUGCCAAUAGCCCUUCAGAUGUGGCACGCUGUCUCAACAGUGCCCUCCAAGUUGGCUGCGGAGCCUUCGCCUGCCUGGAAAACUCAACUUGUGACACAGAUGGCAUGCAUGACAUCUGCAAGUCCUUCCUAUACAGUGCUGCUAAAUUUGACACUCAGGGUAAAGCAUUUGUGAAGGAGAGCCUUAAGUGCAUUGCCAAUGGCAUCACCUCGAAGGCAUUCCCCACCAUCCGCCGCUGCUCCACCUUCCAAAGAAUGAUAUCUGAAGUCCAAGAGGAGUGUUACAGCAAGCUGGACAUCUGCACUGUGGCCCGAUCGAAUCCAGAUGCUAUUGGUGAAGUGGCACAGCUACCAAGUCACUUCCCAAAUAGGUUUUAUGGUAAGCUGCUACAGAGCCUGAUGGACUGUGAUGAGGACACAGUGGACCGCGUUAGGACCAGCAUGGUGUCGCGGCUGGGCCCAGAGAUGACCAUGCUUAUUCAGCUGCUGCAGAACAAGCCCUGCCCAUCCACUGCUGUGGCUGCAGCUGCCGCCAUCCCAACUGGAGUGGAGGGCCGUGGGAGCUGGCGCUGGUCCAUGGGUCCCCAUAUGUACAAGAUCCAGCCUAAUCUGCGAAACAGAGACUCUGCCAGUCAUUUUGGCAAAAAGCGCUCAGCCAGUGACAGCUCCUAACUUCCACUCAGAUUCAGAAACUCCACACACUCCUCAAAACAUCACGAAAGCUCCUCUAUUCCCUAGGGGUGAUAGAAAUCCAUUCCUUCGCUAGACUGGAAGUUACAGAAAUAUGCACCUCUAGGGAAUGCCGGAACGCCCAUAGAGUUGAUAUCAGAGUUUGAUUGUUGUUAUAUUGUAUAUCCUACACUUUAGGCUUGAGAGAACCCCCCUUUCCAUCGAGUACGCUCACAGUUAGUGUUGAACAUGUGGCUGUUGCAUAUGUGCGACGUGGUCCUGUUCACUCCUCGUCACCUCCUCCAACAGAGAUGAAUCCUUAAGAUGUCUUUUGAUGCCAAGCAGAAAAAGAAAAAAAAAAACACAGCCAUAGUGGUUCACGCCUCUAGAGCACAAGUCCAGAAUCUCAUAAUCUCAACAUUUGUUCAUGAAUAGAAAUCAGUAGUUGGAUUAUUAUUAGUUUAUUGAUAGGAAUGGGACAUUAUUGGUAGACGUAUCUAAUAUUUCAGAGGUGGGACCAGUCAAAUUGUGAGCAUGAGACGUGGAAAUGAGUUUCAUAUCUAUUUUCUGACUAAGAUAACAGUUAAAUGUACUGUAUACUAAGUUAUCUGAGACAGCCAUAGCUAGCCCUCUAAAAGAGAGUGCUCAAACGGAGUAAGGUCUGUAGAGGUUUCAUGACAACCUUUGAGAGGUUACCUUAAACUGACCAAAAAACUUCAAACUGCCCUGAAUGCUAUUCAUGAAAUACCAAAAUAGUGUAUAGCUAUAGCACUUAUAAUUGUUUUGUUUUGUUCCUGAUGGCAGAUGUAGCCAUGGUCAUGUGUUUCAAGUCAUCAUCCUGCACAUAAGGAUUGUCCAGGUCGUGGCCAAGUCUAACUAUCAGAAAAAGUCCAUUUUGCAUAUCUUGUAUCCAGACACUUGUAAUGCAUAUGACUGUUGAGCUCUACGGUAUACAGUAUGUGGGACCAUGUUUAGUGGAAUCUGUAUCCAUGUUCUUAACUGAGCGUGAAGCAGCCGUGUAUGUGCGGUAGCUCAUUAGCAUGUUCACCGAUGAGACUGAGAGCAGCCAUCUUCUUGGACUGAUGAUCAUCAUUCUCUGAGGUGAAUAACGUGACAUACACGCUGGCUUCCUAUGUCAAGAUUAAGAGUGACUAUUUAAAAAAAAAAAAAGCCUUGUUGGAAUGAUAUUUAUUUUCCUACUAUAUUAUUUAAUGUUUUUUUUUAUUUU
Messenger RNA from Epinephelus fuscoguttatus (brown-marbled grouper), 2174 nucleotides. It is a transcript of the gene stc1, whose product is annotated as stanniocalcin 1. Bases 113 to 949 code for a protein of 278 amino acids. The record is from RefSeq and is a predicted model, not a curated record. Gene Ontology annotation, cellular component: extracellular region. Gene Ontology annotation, molecular function: hormone activity. Gene Ontology annotation, biological process: intracellular calcium ion homeostasis. Lineage: Eukaryota; Metazoa; Chordata; Actinopteri; Perciformes; Serranidae. The transcript is spliced from 4 exons.